AUGUACUACCUAUUCCCCGAUAUAACCAGUAUUCAAGGACGAGCAGGGACACUCCUCGCCUCGCGUCAAGGAGCUAUCUCCUCGUUCAACUGGAGACUUUUUGCAUUGUGCCUCUGGGGGCUGUUAGUGGCUACCACGCUCGCCUUUCGCUAUCAGUCGUCGCGCGAUCCAGGCGCCAGAGCCGCUCUCCUCACCAAGGGUCGCCAAUUUCUCCAAGCAUUCGUGAACUCGGGAGAGGAAGAAAUCGACGCUCGGAUACAAUCCUACAUCGACCUCGCUGUACAUCGCGCCCUUCGGGAUGCCGUCGGGCGGCGGGACUUUGCCCUGUACGCCAAUGGCGGCUGGCCUAUUCCGGAUAUCACUUCUGAAAUGAGUCCGCGACCGAAGACGCCGUCCUCACAUCCUCCCGAGCUCGCCCUCAAAGAAGAUAUGCACGUUGGAAGCUGCUGGCAACUUCCGGCGCGCCGUGGACAACUCGGUCUACGACUUUCGCACAUGAUGUACCCAACCCAUGUGUCAGUGGACCAUAUCCCUCAAGAGAUCGCCGCCGAUGUUGGGGAGGCACCCCGCCUACUUCACGUGUGGGGCGCGGUGGAUGGCGACGCCAACCAGGGCCUAUUGCGCCACACCACCGACAGCCUUAUCGCGUCAGGUAGGGAGCCGCCUCUCCUUGUGGGACCCGCCAUAACCUGUGGUCUUCACUUCGCCCUCCUGGCCUCCGCUCAUUAUGAUAUCCACGGUUUGACCCACGUCCAAACCUUCGAUGUGCAGCAGUGGGUAAUUGAGUCGGGGAUAGACUUCGGGGUCGUCGUAUUCGAGGUGGUUGAUAACUGGGGGGCAAAUAGUACAUGCUUGUAUCGCGUUCGCGUUCAUGGCGCACAAACGGGUCCCGCGUCGCGCCAACUUGUAUAG
Messenger RNA from Trametes versicolor FP-101664 SS1, 912 nucleotides. RefSeq lists its product as uncharacterized. Gene Ontology annotation, cellular component: nuclear envelope; meiotic nuclear membrane microtubule tethering complex. Gene Ontology annotation, molecular function: protein-membrane adaptor activity. Gene Ontology annotation, biological process: nuclear envelope organization. NCBI's taxonomy places the organism in Eukaryota, Fungi, Basidiomycota, Agaricomycetes, Polyporales, Polyporaceae. The record is from RefSeq and is a predicted model, not a curated record. The coding region runs from base 1 to 912 and encodes 303 amino acids. The transcript has a single exon.